AUGGGCAAGGACUCCUCUUUCCGCCUCUGCAUAGCCUCGCUGCUCAUCAUCCAAAUCGCCUGCUGGGCCCUCACCCUGCUCGAUCUCUACCAUCCUGGCAAGCCCACAGCUAUGCUACGCACCACGAUGGACUUGGCCUCGCUAUACUUUACGAGGCUGGGAGGCCAGAGUAGCGCUGCGUUGCAGCACCUGAGUGUACGGGAUAUCACAGCAUUGGUCUACUGA
Messenger RNA from Alternaria incomplexa, 225 nucleotides. RefSeq lists its product as uncharacterized. The transcript has a single exon. The record is from RefSeq and is a predicted model, not a curated record. NCBI's taxonomy places the organism in Eukaryota, Fungi, Ascomycota, Dothideomycetes, Pleosporales, Pleosporaceae. The coding region runs from base 1 to 225 and encodes 74 amino acids.